This is a messenger RNA of Paramacrobiotus metropolitanus, 1511 nucleotides long. Its product is annotated as mediator of RNA polymerase II transcription subunit 27-like. Gene Ontology annotation, biological process: regulation of transcription by RNA polymerase II. The coding region runs from base 208 to 1227 and encodes 339 amino acids. The transcript has 6 exons. The record is from RefSeq and is a predicted model, not a curated record. Gene Ontology annotation, cellular component: mediator complex. Gene Ontology annotation, molecular function: transcription coactivator activity. NCBI's taxonomy places the organism in Eukaryota, Metazoa, Tardigrada, Eutardigrada, Parachela, Macrobiotidae.
AAUCGAAUAUUGUGGCUUUGACGUAGAGUUAAAUAUGUAGUUUUUGGCGAUCAAUACUUCGUAUCAUUAGAGUAAACCCCACCAAGGCCUGCAUCUGGGAAUUUCCUUAAUUGGCGAAUUAUCGAUAUGGUGGAUGGGCGCCAUUUACGGUUAGACCUACACCGAGUUUUGAGCGUGGUAUGAUGCCAAUUCAGCAAUUAUUGUGGAAUGGCGUCCGAGCAAAGCAGCAAACUGGUUCCCGGAGUUCUCAACGAAGCUCUUUCCUCUUUAACCGAACUAGAGCGCAGUAUCGCUGCUCGGACGGCCGCAAGUGAUCGGUUGCUGACACUGUUGGUGGAUAGCGGAGAAAAUGAUCUACCAUUUGACGAUGCUGUCAGCGCCUUUCAGGAUGCCUUGUUGCACAUUCAAAGCAGUCUUUCAGACGUGGAAAAAUCCUUGAGUGCGAUCCCGGCGGCGCCCGUAUGCAGUUUAGGUACCUCUGCCUUUCUGACCUCGAUUUCCAGCGACAUUAAGAGAGACCACGACGCCUCCGCGGAGGAUAAUCCGGUGUAUAAGGAUUUAUAUGAGGAGCUGAUUUCGGUCUACGCUUCACAUGAUCGUUAUCGCGAGUAUUCGUUAACGGCCUGGAAUUCUUUGAGCGCGCACUCAUUCCGCAAAUCGUCCCAGAUGGUGGGAUCGCGAUCGGGAAAGGGAAGCUUGUUAAUGAACGAAACUGUACGGAAAUGGCUGGAGCAGUUUAUGCGCACUCUUCAACUACCUGCUCUGCAUUUUACCGUGAAUUUUCUACCGGCGAUGGGAACGGUCAUCGAAUUACUGCACCCGUCACGGUUGUUUCAGGUCGUUAUUGACCGUAGUUUCCGCGCUGUGAUUUUCAUGCGCGGCAUUAUGAUUGAGGCGAUCAAUAUCCGCGGCAUCGAGGAGAAUUUCAACCUUGAGCCGAAAUCUUUGCGGCCUUUGGACCUGUGGUCGCCCUCUGAAUUUGAAGUCUACCGUAUUCUGACUAACAACGCUACUUCCGCUCUCCUGUAUUUCUGCAAUCCUUUAAAUCCGGAUCAUGUGUUGAAGCCUUACCUGAUCUGGUUGAAUUCCCUUGCAACAUUGUUCAGUCUUCCCUGUCGGAAAUGUGGUAAAUAUCUCGAUCGCGGCAUGCCCUCCACAUGGAGGGACUAUAAACGAUUCGAGCCCUAUCAUGAGUCGUGCAGAAUGGCCACAUUUACAACUUUUUGAAGCAUGCCUUUUGGUUAUUUUUGUUCAAAUUUGUUUGAUUGUCAAGUGUUUGUUACUGUUGUUGUACGUUGUUGUAUCUCGUUCUAAGCAGCGCUUUCAUGUUUUAUCUUCCAGUUUUGAUUCUUAUUGGUUUCCAAAGCAUUCGGUUAACGAGUUUAAUCUUGGACUGAGGACUUCCAAAACAAAAAUUGUUCAUUGUUCAACGCCUUUGCAAAAUUUGUAAUAAAAACUGAAAUGCCUUUGCAAAAUUUUAAAUAAAAAAGGGGAUGUGUACUUCCUGUGUA